Molecule: messenger RNA, 1451 nt
Organism: Ceratina calcarata
Lineage: Eukaryota; Metazoa; Arthropoda; Insecta; Hymenoptera; Apidae
Product: chitinase domain-containing protein 1
Exons: 7
Coding region: 200-1363 (387 amino acids)
Biological process (GO): carbohydrate metabolic process
Cellular component (GO): endomembrane system
Molecular function (GO): oligosaccharide binding; chitin binding
Source: RefSeq, a predicted model, not a curated record
AUAAAAAUAACAAUUAUCCUGAGAUAGCAACUUUUUAAUUUUGGCAAUUGCAACUUCUGUUUUAUUUAGUACGGUGCUUAGAGUUUUUCUACUACAUCAGUUUCUUGCCAAUUAAUGAUUCCACAAAAUACUUUAACAGUGCAUACCCUAGGUUAAUCAGAAAUAAUUUGUCUUCAACUAGUUUGAACUGAAAUCAAUAAUGAAUAUAUUUUUAUUAAUAAUUAGUUUGUUGCUAAUUCAAUCGUCAACGACCCAAGGAAAGAGUAACAAAAAAAGCAAAGGGAAAAUAGAGAUAAAGAAUGGUCCUGUGGAUCAAGAUGUUUUUAGUAGAAACUUAGUAGUACAAAAUCCUAGAACGGCCGAUAUUAUUCGAGAAUCAGGUACUUACUAUUCUAAUACAACUCGUCGACGAUUUCAUGGCGAAGUUCUAGGAUACAUUACACCAUGGAAUAACAAUGGAUUAAAAAUUGCCAAAAUAUUUCAUGGAAAAUUCACAAUGGUAUCGCCCGUAUGGUUGUCAUUUCCAGAAGGCAAUGAUUCAACGUAUAAACUUUCAACGAAUAACGUUCAAGAGAAAUGGUUGAAAGAAAUGAGAUCAUUAAAGAGAGAAGACCACUCUGUAAAAAUUUUACCAAGAGUAUUAUUUGAACAUUGGUCAGCACCUGCUAUUACUGGACUGUUCAGUAAUAAGGAGAAGCAGAAAGAAGUAAUUAAAGCAUUGGUAGAUACAGCAAAGCACUUCCGCUUUGCUGGAUAUGUAUUGGAACUGUGGAAUCAAUUUGUAUUAACAAGUCACGAUCCCCUGAGUGUUGUAAACUUUAUCCAAAUUAUUGCUCGUGAAUUAAAGAACAAUAAUUUAGAUACUAUUCUGGCAGUACCACCUUCAAUGGGCCCAAAAGUUCAACUGUUUAACAAAGACCACUUUGACCGGUUAUCACCAUACUUGAAAGCAUUCUCUUUAAUGACUUAUGAUUACUCAAGUAUUCAGCACCCUGGACCUAACAGUCCUCUGCAUUGGGCAAGAGAAUGCGUAGAAUUAUUAGUGCCUGAGCCAGGCCCUAAGAGAAGUCAAAUAUUGUUAGGUCUCAAUUUUUAUGGAUACAAUUACACGCCCCAAGGUGGAGGAGCAAUUUUAGGUUCAGAUUAUUUGAGAAUUCUUGAGUCUAUUAAGAAAAAGAUUCAAUGGGAUGAGAAUAAUAAAGAACACUACUUUGAAGCAAAGUCGUCAGACGGGAGUGGAAUUAUAUUUUAUCCCACGUUAUAUUCCAUUUUACAACGACUGGAUCUCGCAGAUCAAUUGGGUACAGGCUUAUCAAUAUGGGAACUUGGCCAAGGCCUGAAUUAUUUUUAUGAUUUAUUGUAAUUCUUUUUACAUACAUUUCAAAUGUAUUUAUUACUUGAACAAUAAAGAACCGUAUACACGUGCAAAUAAAUAUUCAGUCUUAAAAUUA